AGCUAUACCUUGCAGCUGGCAUCUCGAUCUCCUUCUGUCUGAAUAUAUUAACUUUUGGCCUCUAGAUCUCUUCCAGUUUCUUCAUACUUGUCCUUCUCCCUCCCCCUCUCUCUCUCUCUCUGAGACAGACGACGAUGGAGGAAGGAGGACGAUGCGUGGUGGUGGUGCUUCUUGUGCUGAUGGCCAUGUCGCAAGGAUGCGAUGCGCAGAAUACUACUGGGUCAGGACUAACGAGAGGGAGCUUCCCUAAGGGCUUCGUCUUCGGAACCGCCUCAUCAGCCUACCAGUAUGAAGGAGCUGUCAAGGAGGACGGAAGGGGACCAGCCAUUUGGGACAAAUUCGCACAUACAUUUGGAAAGAUCAUUGACUUCAGCAAUGCUGAUGUUGCCGUGGAUCAGUACCACCGCUUUGAGGAAGAUAUUCAGCUCAUGGCAGACAUGGGAAUGGAUGCAUACAGAUUCUCAAUUGCAUGGUCUAGGAUUUUCCCGAAUGGCACUGGUCAGAUCAACCAGGCAGGCAUUGACCACUACAACAAGCUAAUCAAUGCAUUGCUAGCUAAAGGAAUUGAACCAUAUGUAACCCUCUAUCACUGGGACCUUCCUCAGGCCUUGGAGGACAAGUACACAGGAUGGCUUGACAGGCAGAUUAUCAACGAUUACGCUGUAUAUGCCGAGACAUGCUUCAAAGCAUUCGGUGACAGGGUGAAGCAUUGGAUCACCUUCAAUGAGCCCCACACUGUCGCAGUGCAGGCCUACGACAGCGGGAUGCACGCGCCAGGCCGCUGCUCAGUGCUCCUGCACCUCUACUGCAAGAAAGGGAAUUCAGGCACCGAGCCCUACAUAGUUGCUCACAACAUGAUCCUUUCUCAUGCCACAGUUUCUGACAUAUACAGGAAGAAGUACAAGGCAAGUCAGAAUGGGUCGCUGGGGAUAUCUUUUGAUGUUAUAUGGUAUGAACCAAUGUCAAAUUCCACAGCUGACGUUGAAGCUGCCAAGAGAGCACAGGAAUUCCAGUUAGGAUGGUUUGCGGAUCCCUUCUUCUUUGGAGAUUAUCCCGCGACGAUGAGAUCGAGAGUAGGGAGCAGGCUGCCCAAGUUCACGACGACAGAGGCUGCACUUGUGACCGGGUCACUGGACUUCAUGGGGAUCAAUCACUACACCACAUUCUACACCAAGGACGACCAAUCCACUGUCAUAGAAAAACUGCUGAACAACACCUUGGCAGACACUGCAACCAUCAGCGUCCCCUUCAGAAAUGGACAGCCAAUUGGAGAUAAGGCCAAUUCUAUAUGGCUGUACAUCGUGCCUCGUAGCAUGAGGAUCCUGAUGAACUAUGUCAAAGACAGAUACAACAAACCAACUGUCUACAUAACGGAAAAUGGCAUGGAUGAUAGCAACAGCCCCUUCAUCUCCCUGAAAGAUGCCCUCAAGGACAACAAGAGGAUCAAAUACCACAAUGAUUACCUUACAAGCCUAGCAGACUCCAUAUGGGAGGAUGGCUGUGAUGUUCGUGGGUAUUUUGCAUGGUCUCUUCUUGACAACUGGGAGUGGUCCGCUGGAUACACAUCGAGAUUUGGGUUAUACUUUGUAGACUACAAGGACCAGAAGAGGCACCCAAAGAACUCAGUGAAGUGGUUCAAGAAUCUAUUGGCAUCCUCCUCUUGACCAAAUUUGGUUGCCUAUCUAGAUGCUUUGAUCAACCUACGAUACCAAACUAUCUAUUUAUGAUUUGUACAUUGGAUUGCAGACCGACUUGUGAUCAUUCAUGUAUUCAUUGAUUGUACACAUAGAUUUCAUGAACUUCUUGUACAUAAUUAAUAAUAUUUGCACGAAAACAGAUAAAUCACACAGUGUAAUAUAUAUAAAUAUAUGUAUACAUUUUGAUGCUAUAAGAAAAAAGACCAUAUUUGGUAUCUCAGAUACGCUUCU
Molecule: messenger RNA, 1928 nt
Organism: Oryza brachyantha (malo sina)
Lineage: Eukaryota; Viridiplantae; Streptophyta; Magnoliopsida; Poales; Poaceae
Product: beta-glucosidase 34
Exons: 13
Coding region: 135-1664 (509 amino acids)
Biological process (GO): carbohydrate metabolic process
Molecular function (GO): beta-glucosidase activity
Source: RefSeq, a predicted model, not a curated record